UACUGCGAGACGAGCCACCCGCGCGUCGUGCAGUGCUCGGCCCGCUAUUUGUGAGUGGAAGAUUUGACGCGGAUGCUGUGCCGUAAUGGCCGGUGACUUGUGAAACCGCGACUCGGCGAUUCCGCCGAUUUACCGAUGUGACGUAUACGUGACCCGGAAAGUAUGGUCGGGAGAGCUUGACGUGCGUCGUUUCCUUUGUUUACUCGUCCAUUCGCCCGCGUCCCCGUCUUUUCGUACCAGAGUAAUCACCGUGUGGAAAGUGUCGCUGUGCGUGUGAUUUGUUCUGUUUCGGUAGUAAUAAAAUCUCGUAAGAAACUUAACGAGACUUGGGACAGAGUUGGUUUAAAUGCUGCCGAAAAUCAUAAACCUUCUGGUGGCGCAAGAAACCAGGUGUGGAGCAUGAUGAAGCAUAGGGUGUGCUACAGAAGUGUGUGAUGACAGUGGCAGCCCUCUAGUGCACCAGGACAAGUAACUCAUUUCUGUGACUGAACUGUUGUUUCGACACUCAUGGACAAGCGCAAGAUGUUGCCGAAACGUCCUCGCAUGGAUAAUUUGCGUGGCCCGAUUGCCAAUGGCCCUAUGCAGACUCGUCCUCUCGUGGCCCUACUGGAUGGUCGUGACUGUUCAAUUGAGAUGCCGAUUCUGAAAGAUGUUGCUACUGUAGCAUUCUGUGAUGCACAGUCAACGUCAGAAAUACACGAAAAGGUCCUAAAUGAGGCAGUUGGUGCCCUAAUGUGGCACACAAUAAUAUUAACAAAAGAAGACCUGGAAAAAUUCAAAACACUACGAAUCAUUGUGCGAAUUGGAAGUGGAGUUGACAACAUUGAUGUCAAGGCGGCUGGGGAGCUAGGUAUAGCUGUGUGCAAUGUCCCGGGAUAUGGUGUAGAAGAAGUGGCAGAUACCACACUUUGCCUCAUCCUGAACCUAUAUAGACGUACGUAUUGGCUUGCCAAUAUGGUGCGUGAAGGAAAAAAAUUCACUGGUCCGGAACAAGUUAGAGAAGCAGCCCAAGGAUGUGCAAGAAUACGAGGGGACACGCUUGGCAUUGUAGGUCUCGGUAGAAUUGGUUCUGCUGUUGCUUUACGCGCAAAAGCUUUUGGCUUCAACGUGAUUUUCUAUGAUCCUUACUUGCCGGAUGGCAUCGAAAAGUCCCUUGGGCUUACUCGUGUUUAUACCCUGCAGGAUUUACUAUUCCAGUCAGACUGUGUGUCGCUGCAUUGCACUCUAAAUGAGCAUAACCAUCAUUUAAUAAAUGAGUUCACCAUCAAACAGAUGAGGCCAGGGGCUUUCCUGGUGAACACGGCACGUGGUGGCCUCGUGGAUGAUGAUGCCUUGGCUACAGCACUAAAGCAAGGUCGCAUACGUGCUGCAGCACUUGAUGUUCAUGAGAAUGAACCAUAUAAUGUAUUCCAAGGUCCACUGAAAGACGCGCCGAACUUGCUGUGUACACCUCAUGCAGCGUUCUACUCGGAUGCGUCGUGCACAGAACUGCGCGAGAUGGCAGCCAGUGAAAUAAGGCGGGCUAUUGUUGGACGUAUUCCUGACUGCCUACGCAAUUGUGUGAAUAAGGAAUACUUCCUGGGAGGGACAGCUGCCGCUGCCGCAGGUUACGCAGAUGGCAUGAAUGGUGGUUAUUACACUGGAGCUCUGCCUGUGCAGCAGGCACACUCAACGACACCACACGACCAGGUGCCACACUCAGUAGCAGCUGGUGCUGGUGGCGGUGCGGCAGGUGCAGGAGCAGGCGCUGUCCCUGGCCUUCCUCACAGUAUACCUCUGAAUACACCAGACCCAUCUAACCACCAUUCGCAGAAGCCAGAGCCGUCAGAAGUGCAUUAACAGGGUACACCCUGAAAAUGCUCCCACAGGCCCAGCAAAGGAGAAACUUAUCCUACGAGGAGGAAAAAAUUCAUGUCUUUGUUGAUUUUUGUAAUUGAAUGUUUAAGGAAAAACCAGAAGUUAACGAUUUUUCCCAUCUCCUGCACAAUAUCGCCUUCAGAAGAAUGAAGAGUUUACAGGAGCCAUAUUAACAUUCACAUCUUCAUAUCUACUGGUGAUACAGCAUGUUCUUUAUUCUGAGUGUGUGUGAGUGGAAGAAACUGGUGAACCAAAAGUGGCCAGACUUUUGAUCUGUGACUUGUAGGAAAGGGUUGAAUGUUAGACAUACAGAUGUAGCCCUGGUGUUCCUCCAUUUUCUGCUACCUGGGUGUUCCAGCACUGGAAAACUUAAAUAAGUUCGCAUUUUCUACAUAAGGAAUACAACACAGUAUUGUUUCUGCAGUUUCAGAUAUUAAAUCUGUAAAUCAUUCUAAUUGUUUGUCGUGUUUGGACAGUGCAAUUUGAUAUAUGUACAAAUUGCGAUGUCUGUGUUGGACAGUGAUAAAGAGGGAUUCUGACACAUCACUUAGUGUAAAAUUAAGAUGAGAAGUUCUCUGAGAAAUAGUAGUAAGAGUGAUAAGAUAGAAAUAAUUGAUUUUUAUUGUAAUAAUUCAGUUUUAGUUCUAAAUGAACAACAUUCAUUUUGAGGAGGCACAUUUUUAAAUGAUUUGAAGAAAUUGUUCUUGAGAUGCUUCACUUCAUCUAUUUUCUGUUAAAUAAGAAUGAAGACAUGCUUAUUCAGCAUUGCCUCCAUGAAGCAUUAUUAUCGAAGACAGAUGCAGUAGCAUGGCAAUUGGAACCAAAAGUGUAAAGAUUUUCUCAUGUAUGUAUAGUUUCUGCAUUUAUAUUUGCAAAUGUACAUUUUGUUCUUCUCACAUUUGUGUUGUCAGGUAAUAAAACGAUGCAUCUGUUUUUGAUAACUGUUCACACAUCAGGCAACACUAUACUUCUCAUGGUUUCAGUGUUCGAGUGUUUAUAAAAAAAAUAGUCUAGGUCUCUCAAUAAUGUUUGUUAAAUACUUUUGACGAAUUCUGUGGUGUAGAGAACCAAAUUUAUUACCAAAAUGCUGAAAUAAGGAUUUUAUUGCAUGUGGAAACUGUGCAAUACUGCUUUUGUUCAUUUGGAUAUUGGUAAAAAGUACAUGAAUUUUUAGAAUACAGUUUUUUUGUUUUGUUUUAAGAUAGAUCAGUUGUGAAUCAUAUUAAACCAUUUCUGAAACCCCACAUUUAAAAGUUGUGCAUGUGUAUACUGUGAAAAAUUCAAAAGUGCUGUUUAGUUCCAAUUUGUGAAAUUACCAGAUUUUGAAUAGUGCCACUUAAGUAUUGAAGAGUUGUCACUAAAUGAGAUGUCAUUUGUUUUUGUAGCCAUCAUAAAAAGUAAAUAUCAGUCGAAUGAAAUAACUCUUCAGAUAAAAUUCAUUUCGAUCUAAUUUUAGUGCCCAAGUAGUAAUAAAUAUGGGGUUUCACAACUGUAGCAAUUUUAGUGACAUUUUUGUAUCACUUAUAUGCCCAAAUAUAAUUAACUUUAUUUCUAAAUCUUAAGGUUGUUUUUUUAAUCAUUGGUCCCAAUUUUUCUUGUUGUUGUCCUGUUUACAGUGUUGCUAAUUUACAUUUGUCUGCCUGUUGAAAACAUUGUGACCUUGAGUUUUUGCAACACAAAUUGUAUGUCACUUGUUACACUGUAGGCAUACACUUAGAACUGGGGAAAGAGAACUUUUGUGAGCUAUAAGAAAUUGCUUACAAAUCGAGAGAUUCAGAAAUUAAUGACCCUUCUCCAUACUUGUUACUCAUCUUUUACCAACAGUUGUUGAUACUGUUAAAUACUAUUCUCAGUUAAAAGAUAGUCCACUCUACAAUGCCCAAAAUUUUAGCACAUUAAAAACACCUGGGCCUAAUUAUUUCAAACUGCCAUGACACAGCACUUGUUAAAUAAAAAAUUAGAACAUCAUAUUAUAUUCAUUGAGUUCACUUCAGCAAGCAACAAACCACUGUCAGCUUCAAUUAUCAUUAUUGUUUUUUUAAUGUGAUGUGUGGCACUAGUUGAUAAUGUCAGAUACUCAAGUACUGCUAUCUAGAAUCUAUUUUUUAAGUAGUGCUGUGAACAGUUGACGUCUUCCUAUUUCCGCUGCCUUUACCAGGGCACAUCUGUCAUGUAUUAACAUUCAGAAUAAAAUAUGCAAUUUGUCAGACAAUUUGGGAAGUAAUUUUGUAGAGCAGCAUUAUUUGGUUGUCAGGAGGAGGCAACGUAAAGCGUGAAAGCUGCCAGUGUAUUUCAGACUUGUUUGCAGAAUAAAUAAGUAAUUAUGAAGUGACUUGAGAAAGAUUUCAAAACUUCGUACCAUCUGUGAGCACUAUUUUCAGUGCUGUGGGUUUCUUUUACAAAAAUGAUUGUUUGGCUGGGUAAUGAAGAACUGUCUUUGAAAAGUAAGACAGAAAAUCAUUUGAACUGGUUACUUUCAACUUUGCUGAAUUCUUUGGUUCCUACUACAAACAGGCAUUGUGCUAAAAGAAGAUUCUUGCUUCCGAAUAUUCUGGCAGUGGAAAAAGUGCAUUAAAUCUGUGAGGCUAUAGGGAAUUCUAGUUACUUCUGUUCUCUAGAUAUUACUUCAAUCAAGUAAUAUUUGAGUUUUAACAAUGAAUAUUAUUAGUGCAUCGUGCAUUGUUGCUUUGCUGUAUUCCACCUGUUAUAACUUUGUUAUAUAACAUACUUUCUUAAAUUCAAGGAAUGGCUAUGUUGGUAUUUGCUCAUUACAGAGAGGUGUAACUUCAAAAAGGGAACCUCUAGUUCUGUCAUGACUCCAUGCCCAGUAUAGUUAAGUGAUAAACAAUCUGCAAAAAGGUGGUGUCUCAGUCAGUUAAGUAUCGUGUAAUUUUUAAGUUGAAAUCUGUUUUUGUGGCAUUGCUGAGAGUUCCAGCGACAAUUGAUGUUUGCUGUACUGCAUAUUGUAGUAUAGUUAUUAGUGGUGUACAGGCACUGAUGGAGCAAGUGGGAAAACUGUAACAACCUUGUCAUAAAAUGGGAGAAACAGUAAGCUGAACAUUUCAGGUGAAGCUGCUGCUGUUCCAAGAUAUUUUUUAUAAUGAUGUUUUGCUGUUCAUUUGCAUUGUUAGAAUGUUCAAAUUUUAAAUUUUUGAACUAUGAUUGUGCCAAGUUAAGAAAUAGAUGAUAAAACAUA
Messenger RNA from Schistocerca nitens (vagrant locust), 5053 nucleotides. It is a transcript of the gene CtBP, whose product is annotated as C-terminal-binding protein. Lineage: Eukaryota; Metazoa; Arthropoda; Insecta; Orthoptera; Acrididae. Bases 508 to 1839 code for a protein of 443 amino acids. Gene Ontology annotation, molecular function: NAD binding; oxidoreductase activity, acting on the CH-OH group of donors, NAD or NADP as acceptor; transcription corepressor activity. The transcript has 9 exons. The record is from RefSeq and is a predicted model, not a curated record.